GUUCAAAGUGCCGCUUCCUUCUCCUCCCUUCCCCCGCGGCGCCUUCCCAGGCUCCUCUCCGGGUAAACAGCGAUGGCCGCGGACGAAGGAGGCGGAGAACAGGAGAACAACAUGGGGAACCACUUGCAGCUCAUUCCUGCAGAGAGUGAUGAAGAGGAGGAUGUUGAAAUGGAAGUUGAAGAUCAAGACAGCAAGGAUGCUGAAAAGCCAAACAUUAAUUUUGAUACUAGUCUGCCAACAUCACACAUGUACUUAGGAUCUGAUAUGGAAGAGUUUCAUGGGAGGACUGUUCAUGAUGAUGACAGUUGCCAGAUGAUUCCAGUCUUGCCUCAUGUGAUGGUGAUGUUGAUUCCCGGACAGACAUUGCCUCUGCAACUCUUUCACCCCCAAGAGGUCAGCAUGGUGCGGAAUUUAAUACAGAAAGACAGAACAUUUGCUGUUCUUGCAUACAGCAAUAUACUUGAAAGGGAAGCACAUUUUGGAACGACUGCUGAAAUUUAUGCCUACCGCGAAGAACGGGAGUAUGGAAUUGAAACAGUUAAAGUAAAAGCUAUAGGAAGACAGAGGUUCAAAGUGCUCGAAAUAAGAACUCAGUCAGAUGGAAUCCAGCAGGCAAAAGUACAAAUCCUUCCUGAGCGAGUAUUGCCAUCAACGAUGUCGGCAGUGCAGCUGGAGUCUCGCAGCAGAUGCCACCUAUUUCCUUCUUCCAAGCCUACAGCAUGGCAGGAUCAACAUGUACAUCAAUGGCGGCAGAAAUAUCAAAAGAGGAAGUUCCACUGUGCUAGUCUGACUUCCUGGCCAUCUUGGCUGUAUUCCUUAUAUGAUGCUGAAACCUUGAUGGAAAGAGUUAAGCAGCAGCUGCAUGAGUGGGAUGAAAAUCUUAAAGAUGAAUCACUUCCAUCAAAUCCAAUAGAUUUUUCCUACAGGGUUGCAGCUUGUCUGCCCAUUGAUGAUGCAUUACGAAUUCAACUCCUUAAAAUUGGUAGUGCUAUUCAGCGACUUCGAUGUGAGCUAGAUAUAAUGAACAAAUGUACAUCCCUAUGUUGCAAGGAUUGUCAGGACACAGAAAUAACAACAAAAAAUGAAAUAUUCAGUUUAUCCUUGUGUGGACCCAUGGCUGCAUAUGUGAAUCCACAUGGCUACGUGCAUGAGACCCUUACUGUAUACAAAGCCUGCAACCUGAAUCUGAGUGGCAGAUCUUCCACAGAGCACAGCUGGUUUCCAGGGUACGCAUGGACGAUAGCCCAGUGUAGGAUCUGCAGAAGCCAUAUAGGUUGGAAGUUUACUGCAACAAGGAAGGAUAUGUCACCUCAAAGAUUCUGGGGACUGACCCGUUCUGCCCUGCUGCCAAGGAUUCCAGAAACAGAGAAUGACUCGGGUCAAGAAAGAACACCUUUGCUUUGCCUGUGACACUUCAUCUUUGGGUGGACUAGAAGCAGUUGAGGUCUCUUAAAUGAAUCUACUAUGUGCUGCAUAUGUUUGGUUAUAUAUUUAAAAAAUCAGUAUAUUUGAGUUUCAGCGAAGGAAAGGUACUGUUGUUUCCAAAGUAAAUGAAAUGUCUAAUAUUUGAAUUUGGCCUUCUGGAUGGAAAAGGACUGAAUGUGAGAGAGCACAAGAAAAGCAGACUGCCUUCAAAAUCUGGCAGAACCUGAGGAUUGUACAGUUUAUACCUAUCCUGUAAUUAUGAAAGAAGACACAAGCCACUUUUGAAGAGAUUGCCUGAAAAACUUCUUGAUUAGGGGUGAAGAUGACAUGUAAUUUGAUUUAUGUGUAAUGAUAGGAAUAAGAUACUGCCCACUGUUUUAAGAUAUUUGCUUAUAAAAUGUUGUGAAUGUAUAAGAAUCCCAACUUUCUUAAAGUGUGAAAUAGCUUAUAGGCACUGAGGUGUUUCGCUUGAAUAAGCCUUAACUGAUGAUGAGGUCUGACUGUCCUGUAGGGGCUGCUGGGAUCAUAAGACCCAAGUUUAAAAGGAUGUUGCUUGAAAAGCAAGUGCUGAAACCUGCUGCUAAAGGAGCUAUUAUAUGCAAUUCCUUUGUAAAGAAUCCCUAUAGAAUUGUACUGUCCUUGUUUUAUCCUUUUAUCUGAUUCCACUCAGUUGACAUGUUUUGACCUAUUAAUUUUUUUAAAAGAAAUGGAACUGUUGUUUAUCUGAGACCCCAAGAAAAAGUAUGUGAUUUUCUUUCUUAAAGCCUUUAGUGUAUUUCAGUCAGUCAUAGAAUAUUUCUGCUUGAUCAUUUAAAUCCUCUGAGACAUUAUGUGUCUUUGUGUUCAUGCUUAAGAUUCUGUGGAGCCUUUGGCAGAGCUGUUGCUCAGUAACAUGUAGGUUCAGCAUUGGAAGGAAGCAGCUGUCUCAGCUGCCUUUCAACAGCAUCUGUCUGUGUUACAGAACAGGGUGCCAAAAACAGGGUUGCAAUUUUCUGCUGUUUUGUUUUCCCAGAAUGCACUUUGACAAGCAGUGUUUGUAAAUGUCAGCUCUUCCUUACAUAUAUAUGGAUAUAGGAAUUUUCCCCACUUUGAGGCUACUUCUUUCCCUCAUUUAUUCAGUAUACAUUGUAGAGCCCUUGUUAAGUGUUGAUGGUAAUUUUGUUGAAGUAAAAACUGCUAAAAUCAGUAAUUUUGUACAAAUACCAAUGUAUUUAUCUAGUCUGUGAGAUGUUGCUUGAAAACCUUUGUAAUCUAAUGAUAACACCAUCGCUUCUGCGUUUUGCAGGUGGAAAUUAGUUUCAGGGAGAAAGUGACAUUUAAUACUGAACACUUUAGAUGCAGGCAGGAAUUGUUCUAAGCUCACGCUGUUCCUUGAAGUCUACCUCUUGUUGCCAAACUUACUCUUUCCUAUCCCAGCCACAGUUGAUCUGUUUAUCUUGUUUUGUGCUGCAGCUUAGUCCUUCCAUUGAGCUGUGAAAAGCAAUAUUAGCUGAAACCUCAUUUUGAACAAAUGGAGUGAAAUAUGGAGCAUUUUUAUUAGAGAAAGCAUUCGUUCUAGAUUUUAUUCAGCUCUCAAUAUAUAAAGCUGUAUUGCUGAAAGCACAGGGAAUCUGAAAGUUAUCUUGUACAAAACUCAUUCAGAAAAACUAGAGAGCUUUUUUUUCCUAAAUGAGUAAAAUGUAUAAUAAAACAUGGUGCUCUCUUUGAAGGGCCUAGACUCCUGUGGUUUUCAUUCUGUUUAGUGGGAUGCACAAAUAUUCAGGAUGUCAGGAAGACCUUAUUUUUUUAAAUUACUGCACAAGAGGAUGGGGUACGGUGGUGGUGUGUGGAGAUAAGUUUUCAACCCUUGCUAUAACAUAUUGCAAACCUACAUUAAAAUUAAACCUUCAUGCGA
Molecule: messenger RNA, 3319 nt
Organism: Heteronotia binoei (common prickly gecko)
Lineage: Eukaryota; Metazoa; Chordata; Lepidosauria; Squamata; Gekkonidae
Gene: CRBN
Product: cereblon
Exons: 11
Coding region: 73-1410 (445 amino acids)
Biological process (GO): protein ubiquitination
Cellular component (GO): Cul4A-RING E3 ubiquitin ligase complex
Source: RefSeq, a predicted model, not a curated record